Sceloporus undulatus (fence lizard) is the source of this 1292-nucleotide messenger RNA. RefSeq names its product eppin-like. The record is from RefSeq and is a predicted model, not a curated record. Bases 1 to 450 code for a protein of 149 amino acids. Lineage: Eukaryota; Metazoa; Chordata; Lepidosauria; Squamata; Phrynosomatidae. The transcript has 2 exons. Gene Ontology annotation, molecular function: serine-type endopeptidase inhibitor activity.
AUGAUUGACACACGUCCAUUUUGCCUUCCAGAGAAAGAAGGAGUGUGGCGCUCCGUCGUUCUUCUGGGCGAACCCGACGAUUGCUUCACCCGCUGCUCCAAGAAGAAAUCCUAUCCAAGCUGGUGGAAGUUCUGCCAAAUCCACUGCGCAGUGGCCUGCGUUGAACCACAGCCUGACCACUGCCUCCUUCCUCCGAACCCAGGAGACUGUCGAGACCAAUACCCUCGGUUCUUCUACAACCCGGCCGCUCGGAGGUGUCAGAAAUUCGUUUACAACGGAUGCGGAGGAAACAAGAACAACUUUCACACGAGGGAAGAUUGCCUCCGGGUCUGUGCCCACGUUGGUGAGGAGGAGCAGAAGAGAGAAGGGUGGCCCUGGAUCUGUCCCAGUGGAAGACACUGGUGCCUCAAUGGAGGGUGUGGGGUCUCCUCCUUUGGAGGCUGGUUUUAAGCAGAGGCUGAUGGCCAUCUGUCCCAGGGAGGUUUUGAUGGUGUCUUCCUGCAUGGCAGAAGGGGGCUGGACUGGAUGGCCCUUCUUGGGGUCUCUUCCAACUCUAGGAUGCUAUGAUUCUAUGAUUCUAUGGAAGUGGAUAGGUGAGCAAGAGACUGCAGCAAAUGUCCUAUUUCAAAGAAAGCUUGGCGUUCAGCCAGACAGCAUCACUCAAGAUGACACCUUCUGAGAUACCAAAAACAUCUAGGGGUAUCUGUUGGCCAUAUAGCAAAUGCUAUAACAUUAGGGUUGCCAUAACCCGGCUGCAAUCGGGAUUUUCCUGGUUUUGGCGGCCCUGAGCCCCUCCCGUCCCGGGUGCUGCCAAAAACCGGGACAACCCCAGUUGCAGCCAGGUUGCCGCGGCGCACGGGACCUCACUGCCCUCCUCCUCCUCGGGGAGGUGGGGAGGAAGAGGAGGGCAGUGAGGCCUGGGGUGGAGGAGGCAAAGGUGGAGGCGAUGCCUCCCCGCGCAGGCGUGCCACCCACCUCCUCCUCCACCCCCUCUCCCCCAGGCCAUGCAGCCACGUGGAGGAGGUGAAGGUGGAGGCAGUGCCUCCUGCGCACAGCCACGCCACCUCCCCCCGCCUCCCCGCCACCUUCCCCGCACGCCCACGCUACGUUCCCCAGCGUCCCCGUGCCACCCACCUCCUCCUCCUCCACCCCUCCAUUCCAGGCCAUGUGGAGGAGGCGAAGGUGGAGGCUGCGCGCGGCCGCACCAUCCUCCCUGCCUUGUGUGCAACCGCGCCACCCACCUCCUCCUCCUCCUCCUCCUCCUCCAGCCCAGGCCACGCAGCGAAUGGAGG